AUGGCUCCAUUUGGGACUCCCUCGCCGUUCCGUCCUCCCUCCGCACGCCUCUCGACGCGUCACAGAAACAACGCGGGUUCUCAGUUUGCAUCCACGCCUAGGUUUCUCCUGUCGCAGAGCUCAUCGGAGAAGGCAGAAGGGAGAGAUAAACAUGAUAUUGUUGAUACAGAUGAGCAUCUGCCCUCAUCUCCCGUCCCCGUUCACGGUGUCAGCGCGGGACGCGGGGCCGUGAAGCAACGCGGUUCCGCAUCUCGGCAGAAGGAAUUGAUUGAGGAUUCCGACGAGGAGGUAUUGCCCACGAACGAUGGGUGUGAUGAUUCUCCUAUCGACGGUUCUAAAUAUGAUGCUUUUUGUGUUGACCCCCCACAUGGCCUCGACCCGGAGCUCGAGAUCCUGUUCGGCUCGUCUACAGAUCGGAGGAAACGGCGUCUGCAAACUCCCCAGGCUCAGCGCAAAAGAGCUUACCCUGACACAUUCGAUAAGGCUAUUUCGGAAGAAAUAGGCUUGCCUGGUCUCCCUAGUUCCCUUGACCAAAGCCCACAAAAAGGAGAGGGUGCGUCUGCAAUAGAAACACCGCGUCCUUCCGUCUCAGGCAACUUCAAGACGCCUUUCCGUCCACCGCCUCGGUUCAUAUUGUCCAGUAGUCAAACACCUUCCGGGACUCCACAAUCAAGCAAUACACGCAAACCAGCAUUUGUAUUGCCGCGCUCGCCGUCUCCGCCAGGCGCGGGGGAGGAGGGCCCAGACUCCAUACCCACGCCCUUUUCUCCCUCUUCACGUACAUUGAACCGCCGCGGCCGUCCGUGGAAGGGUGGUCCGACAUACAUUCCCGGUGGUAUGGCUUCAGAAGUUCGGGGUUGGAUCUUAGACAUGGGUGCAAAGCGCGAUCAGCGUUUGGGUAGCGACACAGCUACCCAAUCGGCAUCCCCUAGGUCACCAGACCAGUACGUUGUAAUUCUUCGCGUGGACAGUGUCCGACAGAGUGCCUUGGCCAGUUCUGGCCCUCUGGCAUUCGUCCGGGGAGAGCCCAUCCGAUUGAAAGGAGGGUUGCAACAAGUCCAGAGACGGAAUUUUCUCCUUCUAGGGCCCUCGCGUCCCAGACCUGUCCCAGAUUUGCAGCGCGGUAACAUUAUCGGCAUCUAUCGCGGUCUGGCGUGGGAAAUAGAUCUAGGCGGUAUCCACGAAGACGGAGGCGUCGGUAAUCCAGCACCUGGCAUGAUCCUCGGAGAUAUCCCAAGCGAUCUUACAGAAACAGAGAAAUGGUUCGUCGGUGUCGAGUGGGACUUGCUACCGGAAUAA
Penicilliopsis zonata CBS 506.65 is the source of this 1299-nucleotide messenger RNA. RefSeq lists its product as hypothetical. Lineage: Eukaryota; Fungi; Ascomycota; Eurotiomycetes; Eurotiales; Aspergillaceae. The transcript is spliced from 2 exons. The coding region runs from base 1 to 1299 and encodes 432 amino acids. The record is from RefSeq and is a predicted model, not a curated record.